Messenger RNA from Meloidogyne enterolobii, 4178 nucleotides. The record is from the annotation of a GenBank genome assembly. NCBI's taxonomy places the organism in Eukaryota, Metazoa, Nematoda, Chromadorea, Rhabditida, Meloidogynidae.
UUUUCGCUUUAAUGCGGCCAGGUUUUUUACAAAACAACAGUAGUGGACAACAACAUUAUCAGCAAAAUAAAGAGCAAGCAAAAUCUUCCUCCGAACAUACAUCUUCACAUUAUUUUAAACAAAGAAAUGGGAGCGGACAAGGAGGAGGACAAGGGACACCUCCUCCGUCUGUUGUUCUCCUCUUGGAAGAAACAGGAACAAAUGGAGGGAUUAAGGGCAAUGCUGUUAAAGUUUCUGAGAGAAAAACAACAAACAAUCAAAACAGACGGGAUGUUAAUUCUUUAAGUCAAUCAAGUGCUUUAUUAACACGCAAUUUAUCUGUAGAUAUUCACUCACCAGAAAGAGAACCUUUAAUGCCCCCAGGACAACGAAUUAUUUCAACUACAAAUUCUUUUUCUUCAAGAUCGCCUUCUGCCUCUUCUUUGACUAGUACAGGGGGAGGUCUAUUAAUAACCAAUUCUCAUCAUUGUUCUCCAAACCCGUCACCACCCCCAACAUGUGUACAAACACCCCCUUCAUCAUCUAUAGUAAUUCAAUCUACUGGGAAAUACGGCACAGGUAACUCAACAAGAGUGCUACAAAGUGGAGGUUCUGGUUCAGUUUCAGUGGCUAGGAUGAUGUCUUCUUUAUUAAAACAACAAAAUAGUAUAGCUGAAGAAGAACCUGAAAACUCUAGUUUUGAAGAAAAAGAAGAAAAACAACAAAAUUUAAUUCAACAAAAUUUACAACAAAUAAUUGAAGAUAAUACAAUUCUUCAAAAACACCAACAAAUAAUUAACAUUGAUGAACAACAACAACAACAACAAAAAAAUCAACAACAAAAAUGUUGGUUAGCACCACCAGAUCAUACACUUUUGGGAGGUAAUAUUUCACCCCCGCCAACUCGUAUUCAUCCUGUACAAGAUCCAGAAAUGAGAAAAGAAUUUAAUGAUAAAGUUUCAACAAAUGAUUUUAUACAACAACAAAAGCAAAUUGAAAGACAACAACAAAAUACUCAACAAUCAGGUGAACUUGGUAGACAUUUGGUUGCUUUGGCAACGACAGUUGCAGCGGGACCAGCCUCACCUAGCGCUUCUAUAAUUAAUCACCAUUACCAACAUCAACAAGGGGCAAACGAAUAUCAAAAUUCAACAAAAGAUUCAAACACUUCUAAAGGUUGGUAUCGCCAACAAAGUCAGCCUUGGUCAGCUCGAGGGGCAACAUCAAAACACCGAAAAGGAUCCUUAUCUCCAAAUAAUUCUUUGCGAUAUUCAACAUUAAUGGCUGCUGCAACACGGCGAAAUAACUUCCAGCAACAAAGGACUACUAGUGAGGCAACACCAGCGCAAAGAGAUCAGCUUAUGAGUGACGUCCUUGGGCAUGGCAUUCGCGAUCAGUGUGUCUGUGCAAGCGUGUCUGCUCCCUCACCGCGUUUGGUCGCCUCAAACAUAGCGACUGACCAAAUUGGUGAAAACAACAUUAUUAAUACAGAUAGUCACCACAGUAGUUGCUGUUCUUCUUCUAUUCCUUCCCAUCAUUCUCGUCGUUGUCCUCUUCGAUUCGAAUUAGGCGGAGGUGAUUCCUCUGCUUCUUCUCUCAAUGGAGGUGGUGGAGGUGUUCAUACCCAAAACGACCAGUGCUGUUCUCAAUGUUCUUCUGCCAAUUCUCUUCACCGAGCUGGAAGUAUUAGACAAAAGUGUGUCCCUCGAGGAAGGCUAAACACUGUAGACAGAUGCAGUGGGGCUGACAGUACUAACGUUGUUUCCGGAAAUGGAGGGAGUGGUGGUUCACUUCCUCGCUUAGUAACGUUCAUUCCAUCAGCAUUUCCACCUGCUUCUGCAAUGCUGAGCAGUGAGAUAUCCCCUCAACAAUCUCCUUCUCAACUUCAACAUAGUCAGCUUACUCAACUUUUACAACGAACUUAUGAUCAACGAAAUCGUACUCAAAGUGGAGGAGGAAAAAGGCGAAGAAAUGAAGAAGAAAAAUUCUUAAAUCAUCAUCCUCCUCUUCUUCCUCAAAGGCCGAUUUCUGACAGUUUUGGAAGUAUUGGAAGUAAUAAAAUAGCUCCAACAUCUCCUCCACCUUUUUCUUCUUCACCCCAAUCUACUCUAUUCCCUCCAAAUGUUGUUAAUAAUAACAAAAAAGGAGAUCCAACUCGUUUUAAUUUUGCUUCAACAAAACAACGUUCAAGUAGUGAGAUGGCUUUUAGUAAUAUUCCAAAAUUAACGUUAUUACCUGGAAGUAGUGAUAGUCAACAAUUACAAGGAUGUCAAUGUUGUGCUUGCCGCAGACUUUCUAAUGAUUUACAACAACAAAGGGCCAGUUUUGGACAAGAAUCUGUUCCUCUUUUAUCCACAGGAUUAUUAAAAAAUAAAAAUUUGCCUCAAAUUUCUUCAAAUUGUUCAACAUUGAGAAGGCCAGAAUCUAUGUCUGCCUUGGGAAAUUCACAUUCUGAACAUAGACGUUGUUCGUCUUUAGCACAUCAAGAAAGGGAACAAGCUAUUUUACAAAAAAUUUUAGGCCCAACAGGAUUGGGCUGGUUAAAGAGAGAUCCUUUACUGAAGAAAUCCCUUUCAUUAAUUUUUAAUGAUGGCGAUAUCGAAUCUCAAAGACCUGGUGCUGUUUCUGCCAUUGGCGGUUUUGGUGGUGGUGGUGGGCUUUCUGCCCCACCUGGACCUCCAACAAAUAAUAGCGAAAGAGGAGGAGGUCCAGGAAGCGUUUUAGAUGAAUCUAUAAAUUGUUCUGUUAAACAACCUUUAGUUAAAGAAAAAGAACGUGGUGGAAGGUUUAUUAAACGGCAACAAUUAUUUAAUAAAAGACGGGUUACUUCUGAUUAUGCUCUUUUCUUUUCAUUAUUUGGAAUUGUUUUGAUGAUAAUUGAAAAUGAAUUUGCCUAUCUUCAUUAUUUUAUGAUUUGUACAGCAUUUAAAACUGUUAUUUUAUUAAGUACAAUUAUUCUUGUUGGAUUAGUUGUUAAAUAUCAUGUUCAUGAAAUUCAACUAUUUAUGAAUGCAAAUAGUGCAGAAGAUUGGCAAAUUGCUUUAACAUGUCGCAAAAGUAUGCAAAUAAUUAUUGAAGUUGUUGCCUGUGCUAUUUGCCCUUUACCUGUUCAGUUAGAUGGAAAUUUUUGGCCAACGGUUCCAAAACGUAUGCCAUUAGAUGUACUUUUUUCUAUUUUAAUGUUUUUCCGUCUUUAUUGGCUUUGUCGUGUAAUGCUUUUACAUUCAAGACUUUUUACUGAUGCUGCCUCUCGUUCAAUUGCUGGGUUAAAUAGAGUCAAAACAGAUGCCAAAUUUAUUUUAAAAACUUUAAUGACUAUUUGUCCUGGAACUGUUUUAAUGUUGUUUACAGCCUCUUUAUGGAUGAUUGGGGGUUAUAUUUUAAGAUUAUGUGAAAGGCAUAAUUCAAUUGAAGAUCCAACAUUAAAUUUUCAUGCAGAAAAACAUCAAAGUUAUUUAAAUUCACUUUGGCUCGUUGCUGUUACUUUUUUAAGUAUUGGAUAUGGUGAUAUAGUUCCAAAUACACAAUGUGGAAGGAUAAUGGCCGUUGUAACGGGGAUUUUGGGUACUUGUACUUCUUCUAUGGUGGUUGCUGUAAUUGCUAGAAAAUUAGAAUUAACUAGAGCAGAAAAACAUGUCCACAAUUUUAUGAUUGAAACACAACAUACAAAAGAAAUGAAACAUAUUGCUGCAAAUGUUUUGAGAGAAACUUGGCUAAUUUAUAAAAAUCGUCGUCUUGUUGAUAAAAUCGAACCAAGUCGCAUCCGUUACCAUCAAAGAAAAUUCCUCGUUGCUAUUUGUGCAUUAAGAAAGCUAAAAACCAGUCAACGAAAAUUGGAUGAAAAUAGAGUAUCUUUGGGGGAUGUUGCUAAAACAACUGCGCAUUCCCACGAUUUAAUGAGGGAUGUACAUACUACACAGGAAGGAAUGGCUCUUCGUAUUACAGCUGUUGAACAUCAACUUUCUGACAUUCAACGUGAAUUAACUAGUUUAUCAGAACUUCUAAGAUUUGCUCUUCGCCCACAAAUAGAAUAUAGUUGUCCACAGCAAUUUCAACAUUAUGACCAAAAUCAACAAGAACAUCCAUCUUCUAUGAUUACUUUAUCUACAACAACACAUAUACCUAAUAACGGCCAACAAAAUGCUGUUGAAACUCGGCAAAGGAGAAAGCCUUCAGCACUUUCUGAACCUAUUACCUAA